AGUUGUGGGCUUACAUCGUAUACCGUGAACGAUUCACUUCACAGCUGGGCCUGUUAUUGGGCUCGAUUUUUAUAACAUCUCCGAUUUUACAAGAAAUCGGUUUUCGGCGGUAUAAAAUCCGUUUUCCGCCUAAGUCUAAGUUGACUGGCGUAGCCUAAUAUCGCGGAUUCUCGCCGAAUUCCACCGACAAUAUGACGAAAUUCCAUCUGGGUUUUCUCUGUUACUUAGUCUCUUUAGUGGGUUUUGCUAAUUUCCCUAUUGUGCAGGCCGGUGUCGAUGAUCCGAUUAUGCAAGCUCUCAAAUCAAGUCUGAAUCUCACAUCAGAUGUCGAUUGGUCUAACUCUAAUCCUUGUAAAUGGGAAACUGUUCAAUGCGAUGGGAGUAAUCGGGUUACGAGGAUUCAGCUUAAGCAGAAAGGGAUUCGUGGAAUUCUUCCUCCCGAUAUCCAGAAUCUCUCAGAAUUGACUGUUCUCGAGCUCUUUCUCAAUCAACUUUCCGGUCCGAUUCCUGAUUUAUCGGGUCUCACUCGUCUGCAGAAGCUGAAUUUACAUGGCAAUCUUUUCGAUUCAGUACCAAAAAAUCUCUUCUCCGGCAUGACUUCGCUCCAAGAAGCGUUUCUCGAGGACAAUCCGUUUUCUCCUUGGCAGAUUCCUGAGUCUAUCAAAGAAGCAACGUCUCUGCAGAAUCUCACUCUCUCCAAUUGCAACAUAACAGGGACAAUCCCUGAUUUCUUCGGCUCUCACACACUCCCAAGCUUGACGAAUCUGAAACUAUCUCAGAAUUUUCUUCACGGCGAGUUACCGGCGACCUUAGGAGGCUCUUCACUGCAAACUCUCUAUUUGAACGGUCAAUUGGGCGAGACAAAACUAAACGGGUCAAUCUCGGUAUUGAGGAACAUGACUUCGCUCGUUGAAGUUUCUCUGCAAGCAAACUCUUUCUCAGGUCCAAUCCCUGAUCUCUCUGGUUUACAAUCUCUCCGCGUGUUCAAUGUAAGAGAGAAUGAUCUCACUGGUGUAGUUCCACAGUCUUUGACUCUCCUCAAAUCGCUUACUGUUGUAAAUCUAACCAACAAUGAGCUUCAAGGACCGACCCCAGCAUUUGGCAAAUCUGUUGCCGUAGAUAUAUACACCAAUACAAAUAGUUUUUGUCAGGAUAAAGCUGGUGCUCCGUGUGAUCCUCGUGUAGAUACUUUGCUUUCUGUAGCUGAAGCUUUAGGAUAUCCAUUGAAGUUCGCGAGGGCUUGGAAAGGAAACGAUCCGUGUGUAAACUGGGCUGGGAUUACUUGUGCGGGAGGUAACAUUACAGUGGUUAACUUCAGGAAACAAGAUCUCUCGGGGACGAUAUCUCCGUUUUUAGCGAACCUUACUUCAUUGGAGACCAUCAAUCUUUCUGAUAACGAGCUCACUGGGAGUAUACCGACCGAGCUUACCAAAUUGCCUAAGCUUAAGACACUAGAUGUGUCUAACAACAAUAUAUACGGAGCUCUGCCAAAGUUUCCGAGUAGUGUGAGCGUGGUGACUGAAGGAAACACUAACAUCGGAAAGGAAGGACCUAGUUCGCCGACUGGAUCUCCUGGAACUUCAGGGAAAGAGCCUGGAGGAAGUGGAAGCAGUGGAAGUCCUAAGAAAUCAAGCAGUGUCAAGAUUAUUGGUCCUGUGGUUGGCGGUGUAGUUGGUGCAUUGUGUCUGGUCGGGCUCGUUGUGUGUCUCUAUGCAAAGAAAAGAAAGCGACCCACUAGAGUUCAGAGUCCAACAAGCAACAUGGUUAUUCAUCCGCAUCACUCGGGUGACAACGAUGCCAUUAAACUCACUGUUGCAGCUUCUAGUCUUAACAAUGGCGGAGGAAGCGAGAGCGGUUACAGUCACAGUGGAAGUGCGGCGAGUGACAUUCACGUUGUGGAGUCUGGGAACUUGGUUAUAUCGAUACAGGUUUUGAGGAAUGUGACAAACAACUUUAGCGAAGAGAAUAUCCUUGGGAGAGGCGGUUUCGGGACAGUUUACAAAGGCGAACUCCAUGAUGGAACCAAAAUAGCUGUGAAGAGAAUGGAGUCCUCGGUUGUAAGUGAUAAAGGACUUGCUGAGUUUAAAUCUGAGAUCACUGUUUUGACCAAAAUGCGUCAUCGUCAUCUCGUUGCGCUUCUUGGGUAUUGCCUUGAUGGUAGCGAGAGGCUUCUUGUCUAUGAGUACAUGCCACAGGGAACACUGAGCCAGCAUUUGUUCCAUUGGAAAGAAGAAGGGAGAAAACCGUUGGAAUGGACUAGAAGGUUGGCGAUUGCUUUGGAUGUAGCUCGAGGUGUCGAGUAUCUGCACACGCUUGCGCAUCAGAGCUUCAUUCACAGGGAUCUAAAGCCAUCAAACAUCCUCCUUGGUGAUGAUAUGCGCGCUAAAGUCUCUGACUUUGGAUUAGUCCGUUUAGCUCCUGAUGGCAAAUACUCCAUCGAGACUCGAGUUGCUGGUACCUUCGGAUACCUUGCCCCAGAAUAUGCAGUGACGGGAAGAGUGACGACGAAAGUUGACAUUUUCAGCCUCGGGGUCAUACUUAUGGAGCUAAUCACUGGUCGUAAAGCCCUAGAUGAGACGCAACCUGAGGACAGUGUCCAUCUAGUCACAUGGUUCCGUCGGAUAGCAGCCAGCAAAGACAAAGACGAAAAUGCCUUCAAAAACGCAGUAGACCCAAACAUCAAUCUCGAUGAAGAUACCUUAGCCAGUGUCGAAAAAGUGUGGGAGCUUGCUGGUCAUUGCUGUGCACGUGAGCCUUACCAAAGACCUGACAUGGCUCACAUCGUUAACGUCCUUUCUUCACUCACCGUCCAAUGGAAACCAACCGAGACCGAUCCUGAUGACCUCUACGGCAUAGACUAUGAUAUUCCGCUUCCGCAGGCUGUUAAGAAAUGGCAAGCUUCUGAGGGACUUAGCCAAACUGCUGAUGACUCUGGAUCUUCGUCUUCGGCUUAUGGAAGCAAAGACAAUACACAGACAAGUAUCCCAACUCGCCCUUCUGGAUUUGCUGAUUCGUUUACUUCUGUGGAUGGACGUUGAAGAAAUAAAAGUCUUGCGUUUUCAGAUUUCGUUGAAACUUUUUAAUAAGUAGAAGAAGAUGAAGUAUAAUGUGUGAAGAAAUUUCUCUUUUCUCUUUUUGUUCUUUCUUUAUUUUUCUCUGAAGUUUUUUACGUGUGACUUGUUAUUGAUUUUUCCUGCAAGCUUUUGGUUAGUAUGUUAUCUAAGUUGUAGUGUUUAUGCAAAUAUAAACGAUCUUUUGAGAGGUCUCAGAUUCUCAGAUAUGAAACUCUCUCUU
Molecule: messenger RNA, 3294 nt
Organism: Eutrema salsugineum
Lineage: Eukaryota; Viridiplantae; Streptophyta; Magnoliopsida; Brassicales; Brassicaceae
Product: receptor-like kinase TMK3
Exons: 2
Coding region: 192-3038 (948 amino acids)
Biological process (GO): protein phosphorylation
Molecular function (GO): ATP binding; protein kinase activity; protein binding
Source: RefSeq, a predicted model, not a curated record